AUGGAGACGAUCUCCAGGAUUUCCUCAAUGCUGGAAACAGCUCGAGAACUAACCCUGGAGGCAGCUCAGUCGGCCGCCUUAACGAGAGGGUCGAAUACAGGCUUGACGUCUCGCAACCACAGUGCUUCUCAAAUUAAGAAGCUCCUGGAGAGCCGCAAUGACCGUGAGGUCCUGGACGGCAUGCGAAAGGUGAUCUCCUUGAUGUAUUCGUCCGAGCCUUCGCUUCCUUUCUUCUCCACUGUCGUCAAGAACGUCGCAAACACGAAUCUCGAAGUGAAGAAACUGGUCUACAUAUACCUGGUUCAUCAUGCGGAGACCGAGCCAGACCUUGCGCUUUUGUCAAUCAACACGAUCCAAAAAUCGCUUACAGAUCAAAACCCUCAAGUGCGGGCAAUGGCUUUACGUACAAUGUCUGGGAUCAGAGUGCCGGUUAUCAGCCAGAUUGUUUCCCUUGCGAUCAAACGAGGCUGUGGUGACAUGAGCCCUCAUGUCCGUAAAGCCGCCGCACUGGCCAUACCAAAAUGUUAUCGUCUUGAUCCAAACACCCUACCCCAGCUGAUCGGCUAUGUGUCUACUCUACUAGGCGACGCUCAGUACUUUGUUGCUGGGCCUGCUGUGUCCGCAUUUCUAGAAAUUUGUCCCGAUCGGAUCGAUCUGAUUCAUAAGCACUAUCGGAGCUUGGUCAAGAAGCUUGUGGAUAUGGAUGAAUGGGGCCAGCUUGCGACUUUGCGUCUCUUGACUUUUUACGCACGAAAAUGCUUUCCCCGGAAGACUCAGAAGAUGAAGAGCGCAGUUUCCAGAGGAUUCUACGACGAUGAACAAGGUGGUGAAACUCAGGGCGAUGGCGAGGAAUAUGAGAUGCCCGUGAUAGACCCCGAUUUAGAGCUUCUAUUCCGGUCUUGCAGGUUGCUUUUGCAGAACCGCAAUUCCGCCGUUAUCGUCGGUGUUGUUCGUUGCUUCCUAUAUCUUGCUCCACCCGAAUAUCUUGAUGCUGCUGUCGGCCCUCUGGUUGCUCUUCUUCGAAGCCCCCAGGAUAUACAACACGUUGCGCUCUUUAACAUUGUUGUCGUCUCAUUAAAACACCCAAAGUUGUUCACAAAGUACGUAUCUCACUUCUUCGUGCAUGCUUCAGAUCCGCCUCACAUAUGGCGCCUGAAACUCGAAGUCCUCACAAUUCUCUUCCCGCACUGUGGUUUGCAUCUCAAGGGUGUGAUCAUUAACGAGCUGGAGCGUUUCUCAAAAGGUGCGGAUGAAGACCUUGUCCGUGAGAGUGUUCGCGCCCUGGGGCGUUGUGCGCAGAAUGACCCCAGCACUGCGAAACAUUGCUUGGUUGUUCUACUCCGUCAAAUCACGAGCCUUGAUGAGACUCUGGUAUCAGAGUCCUUGACCGUGAUUAGGCAUCUGAUUCAACAAGAUCCGACUUCUCAUGAACGAACAGUUAUCCAGCUUGUGAAGCAUCUCGGUUCGUCCAGUAGCCCGGAAGCUAGAGCGACCAUAAUAUGGCUGGUCGGAGAAUUCGCGGGAGUAGAUCCCAAGAGGAAUAUCGCACCAGAUGUUCUGCGAAUUUUAGUACAAAAAUUCGCGGAUGAGCCGGAGGUGGUGAAACAGCAGAUUGUUUUGUUAGGUGCGAAGGUAUACCUGCACCACCUGUUACGAAACCCUCCAAAGCAGCAUGCGGAGAACCCGUCGGAAUCAGAACCCAAAACAAACCAGGACCGUAACGAGUGGGCGGAUGAUGCCGUUAAGGAACCAGAACUCGACGAGGGCAAUGAAGAAGACCAACAAAAAGAAGAACCGCAAGAGGACCAAAUAACUCUCCUUUGGCGAUACAUUCUACUCCUUGCUCGAUACGAUUCGUCCUACGACCUUCGUGACCGGGCUCGGAUGUUAAAAGCUCUCUUGGCCAACCCCUCUUCCACUGAGCUCGCGAAUCUCAUUCUGCUAGCACCUAAGCCUGUUCCACAUGCCCCAAGCCCAUCGGAAACGCGGAAGAAUUUACUCAUCGGCUCGUCCACGCUUAUCGUGGGGCCAGACGCUGGUCCUUUCGGGCUGAGUGGCUACCACGAUCUUCCCGACUGGGUUGAACUGGGACAAGAGCCGGACCCCACCCUCCGAGAAUCAGAGGUGAAGCCGGAACUGACCGAAAGAGCACCUGUGACGGCAGGUGAAAAGCUUGACCGGGCUCUGAUGGAACACGAGAGCAAUGUUGCAGCCAUGAACCGGCAACGAAACGGCCACGCAAGAGCGGGUGCUUCCGUGGCAAAGAGUAAAACCCUUGACGAGUGGCUGGAGGAGGAGUCUGAGACGGAAGAGGAGGAAACUGAGUCCGGAGAAGAAGUGACGGACUCUGACGAAGAAGAGACCGAGGAAGAGACAGACGAUGACGACGACGAAGAGGAAGAUGAGGAAGACGAAGAAGAUGAAGAAAGCGCUUCAGAGGAUCAGGAGGAGGCCCAACAGCUUUUGGCGCAUGAUAAGCCCGGGGCCCCUGGAUUAAGCGGCUUCUAG
Aspergillus thermomutatus is the source of this 2508-nucleotide messenger RNA. Its product is annotated as AP-3 complex subunit beta. Gene Ontology annotation, cellular component: AP-3 adaptor complex; membrane coat. The coding region runs from base 1 to 2508 and encodes 835 amino acids. Gene Ontology annotation, biological process: vesicle-mediated transport; intracellular protein transport. NCBI's taxonomy places the organism in Eukaryota, Fungi, Ascomycota, Eurotiomycetes, Eurotiales, Aspergillaceae. The transcript is spliced from 3 exons. The record is from RefSeq and is a predicted model, not a curated record.